Caenorhabditis auriculariae is the source of this 7003-nucleotide messenger RNA. The record is from the annotation of a GenBank genome assembly. Lineage: Eukaryota; Metazoa; Nematoda; Chromadorea; Rhabditida; Rhabditidae.
AUGGAGACAGUCUGGCUGGCAUGGGUGUUCGUUGUGGUGAUCGUCGUCGGUUGCCUGGGAAAUCUUCUUUCUCUUUACGUUUUCAGCCGGCCCCAUAUGAGGACGGCUUCGGUUUGUUUUUUUCUCAGAUUAAUCUCGAAACCAGCCUAUUUGAUGGUGUAAGGAACUCUGUAUGGGUUCUCUUUAUGUCUAGAAAUUUUCUCAAUGUUUCUCAAGGAUAAGUUCAUCUCACAGGUUCAGUCUGUAAACUUAUACUUUUGGAAAAGUUUUUCAACGGUUGUCCGAGUCUAAUACUUUUACCGUACAUGGGCAGACCAUUUUUAAAGGCCGCCGCCUUUUCUUUUCUAAGUUUUCUUAAAAUUUUCAUUGCAACUUUGGAACGCCAGAGAGGUCCUUAUAAGGUUCAAGGAAAACAGUUCCUAUGAGGGUCAACAAAUUGUCCAAUAUAGGGCUAAAAUUUAGGUGGUCCCUUCAGGGUCUGACCUCUGAGACCUUUAAGCUCAAGUGGUCCCUAUAGAGUUUUUUGAUGAUUUUUUAAGUUUGAAAAUCAAAAGGCUUGAUUAAAUACAAUUCUCUGUGGAUAGUUUUCAUUCAAAUAACACGAACUUGCUGAGUUUGCGAUCAGCAUUAAGUGGCCCCUAUAGGGAGAGGUAGCUCCUGACUUCUUAGCAUUACCGUUUUCAGAUCAGUGUAUUUCUGUGCGCGUUAUCAUUCGUCGACUUGGUGUUGCUGAUUUUAGCCGUUCCAACUUUCGUUGCUCCAUAUGAACAGUUUUGGUCAGCCGUCUUCAUUUUAAAAAUACAUAAUUGACGCUGAAAAUUUCAGGGAGUACGGCCGACUAGACACACGGCGAUCAACCUUCCUGGCGCACGUUUGGAAGUUCGUUUAUCCGGUGAACUUGACGAUGCAGACGUGCAGCGUCUACGUUAUGGUCAUGAUCACUCUGGAGCGAUGGACGGCCGUUUGUAGGCCUCUCCAGGUCCUGAAUCGAGUUUCAGACGUCUUUUCUUAGUUACAACAUCCAAAAUCAUCAGGGAAAGAAAAAAUACGACAAGAGCAAGUUUUUCCAAUUCCGAAGAGUACUGUAUGAAAAAGCCCGCAUUCUGAGGCGUGUACUUCGAGUGUUUACACUGUUGUUGCGGGACGUUUCCUAUUCUUCCAUCACUUACUAGGGAACGUUUUUUACACCCCAGUUGUACUUUUGCUGAAACUUUGCUGAAGUGUACUUUCGGACCAUCUGAUUCCAGAACAGAAAGAAAACUUCUCGCAAUAGAUCUUGUUUCCGAGUUAGGCCACUUCAGAAACCCGAAAUAGCCCUUUUUUGGCCUAAUUUGCGUAUUUUGCACACUUUGAAGCUCUAUAACUCGGAAACAAGAUCUAUUGCGAGAAGUUUUUUUCAUUAUUUUAUCUGCAAUCAGGAGGUCCGAAAGUAGACUUCAGCAAAGUUUCAGCAAAAGUUCAACCGGGGUAAAAAACGUUCCCUGGAUUUUGUGUAUUUUUCAUGGUGGAGAGGAACCAUCAUACUAUUCAUCUUAAGCUCCUUAAAAAUCCCGACUUGAAAAUGUUCGACCUGUCUGCGCUCUCUUUUCUCUCACCAACACAUGAAAACUGGAUUCGCGGAAAAUCGAAAUUUUUUCAAGAUCAGUCGAUUAUCGACGAUUUUUUCAGGUCAGAGCCUGCUACACUCCUCGGAAAUCGGCCUUCAUCCUCUUGAUAAUUUUCACGUCAGCCUGCGCCUACAACUUCAUCCGCUUCUUCGAAUAUCGGUUAAAGUACGUUUCCGAUCGAGAAUAUGGUUGAAUUUGGCUGGAAAAUCUCAUUAACAUAAUGAAAAGGGAUGUAAGAAAAUGAAAAUUUCAAUUAUUUUGUUCGAAAUGACUUCACAGAGAGUUUUAAAUUUUACAAAAAGAUAUGAAUCACUAGAAAGUGUGUAGACCUUUUUUAGUAGUUGUUUUCUUGCUCUCUAUUUGAAAAUGUUUCCUCAUCCUGUUGGAAAAGGCAGGCUCGAUUCUUUGCGAAGCCAUCAAGCGCAAGUCGUUUUUGGUCGGGCGAAGCGUUGCGACCAUAGGCUUGAUGAUUAUAGCAAAUCUUAGAGACAGAAAUAUUCGAAUUUUGAAGGUCUUACCAGGGAAUGGUCUCCGGUCGCAGUGGGACCCCCGAAUGAGACCAAGUUUUCUAGAUGUAGUUUUUCACGCUGAGCUCAAAUCUGGUCUCAAAAACUGCCGAGGAGAUCUGUGAAAAAAGUUAUGGACCCUCAAAAGUCGAAAAUUUCAGUGUUUCGGAUUGAGCUCAUUUUUAAAGGGUCUAUAGAUCUUGCCCUUCUGGUCACGAAAAACUAACAAUUUUUUUUCAAAAAAAUUUCGGAGCCAAGAUAUGACCUUUCAAAGCCUCCCCCCACUCAAAAGAAUGCGCGCGCGGUGUCCUAUUGCGAUCCGGCGACCGUCGAAGCAACGGCAGCGAGGAGCAGUAGAAAGGCGGCGGACUGGGGAGCACGAGGUCAUAGGUUCGGCGCCCACUCUGUGCAAACUUUUUUUGCAGUUUUUUCUCUUUUCUAUGAUUUUGUGUAAGUGCUCUUUUUGUGAGUUUUGAGGCGUAUAAACAUGAAAAUUCUUCGUUUUUUUAGCCUACUCGAACUUCUAGAAUUAUUUUCGUCAAAAUUUUUUUUUUUCAUUUUUCUGUUCCUAAAAGAUUUAUAAGUUUAAAUAGUCAUAGAUACGCCGACAUAUCCCACAGAAAAAAAUUUUUCCUGGCUUUUUUAGAGCUCACCGUUCAACCACGGCUCAUGAGAAAAAAAAAAUAAACCCGCAUUUUUUCAACUUUUUGCUGAAACUUUCAAAGAAAUCUCUUCUGAUUGAUACAUACCACAAUUGGGUUCGAAAUCCCAAAAUAAUUCGUUCUAAUGGAAUUUGUGAAAGUUCACAGUCCAGACAGACUUUUUCGAGAGGAACUUUCGAAGAAAGAAAAGAAACUUUUAUUCAACAAUAAAUUUUGUUUUUGCGCGUUCUCAUUUUUUCUACUUCGGAAAAAUCGCGCAAAAAAAAACUUUUUCAGGCAUAAGGUGAUGAUCAUAGGUCAAAUCACUGCAACUCUCAAAGAAUUUUUUUGGAAGAGAAAAAAAUUCUGUGGUUUUUUUCUCGGUGUAUCAAUGAAUAAUUGGACUAAAAAAACUUUAAAAAUAAAAUUUAAAAAAAGAACCAAAAAAAUUUUUUUGAAAAUUUUUCCUCACACCUAUGCUCAUGUACAUAAAGAAUAACGAAAAAUUCUAUGAAAAAUUCUUUGAGAAAAAAAAGUCCAGGUGUUUGAAUAGGUUCAAAACGGCGAACUUUCACAAUGUUACGCUUCAAAACUCGAAAAAGAGCACUUACGCAAAAAUUUUCUCACUCCAACCCAUGCUCAUACACAUGAAAAAUCUCGAAAAAUUCGAUGAAAAAAAAUUUUGACGAAAAUAAUUCUAGAAGUUCGAGUAGGCUAAAAACGAAGAAUUUUCAUGUUUAUACGCCUCAAAACUCACAAAAAGAGCACUUACACAAAAUCAUAGAAAAGAGAAAAAACUGCAAAAAAAGUUUGCACAGAGUGGGCGCCGAACCUAUGACCUCGUGCUCCCCAGUCCGCCGCCUUUCUACUGCUCCUCGCUGCCGUUGCUUCGACGGUCGCCGGAUCGCAAUAGGACACCGCGCGCGCAUUCUUUUGAGUGGGGGGAGGCUUGGAAAGGUCAUAUCUUGGCUCCGAAAUUUUUUUGAAAAAAAACUGUUAGUUUUUCGUGACCAGAAGGGCAAGAUCUAUAGACCCUUUAAAAAUGAGCUCAAUCCGAAACACUGAAAUUUUCGACAUUUGAGGGUCCAUAACUUUUUUCACAGAUCUCCUCGGCAGUUUUUGAGACCAGAUUUGAGCUCAGCGUGAAAAACUACAUCUAGAAAACUUGGUCUCAUUCGGGGGUCCCACUGCGACCGGAGACCAUUCCCUGGUUAGGAGUACUGAAGGGGUCGCUCUAGGUGUUAUGGGAAAAGCAGCCCCUAUAGGGGACAAACAGGUGCUUCUUCUCAUGGAGCUCUUAUCAACAACGGAGUAGUAUGCUCCCCCAUAGGGUCUUUAGAAGAGAACCUUCGAAAAGUCUUAGAUUGUCUCAUAAGGAAUACUCUGGCGUUUCAAAAGUCAUAUCGAUUCAGACACACGAAAAAUUUUGCCUACGUCACGACGUGGCUACGCGACUCUGAGAAGUAUUGGUGAGUUAUUCAACGCGUCUAGUAUUAGCAAAAAUGAGAAGUUUUGAUUUUAAUUGUGUAACUUAUCUUUUUUUUUGGUGAAUUCUCAUUUUCUUUUGAUUUAUGUUGGGCUUCAUUAUUACUUUUUUUUUGCAGGCGUUUUAGAAUCUGAAUUUAAAACUUGAUAAAAAAAAUAUCAAAACCAUUCAAAAAUUUAGAUUUUUCCCGGUCUUGUGGUAAUAGCCGAAUCACGGCUGACUUGAUUCAUUGAAAAAUGGGUCCUGACAUGAUAAAAAAAAAGAGAUAGUGCUUGGUUGGUGGAGAGUGUAGACAGGCCACGCCUCUUUGCGUCCCAUUGAAAUUUUCCAGUUUUACAGUCUCCAGAAACGAUUUUGAGAUUGGAAUUCGAUUUCAUUUUUUUUUUUGAAAAAAUUUCAAAAUUAAAGAUCUCACUUUCAAGAAAGCUUGUCUUUUUUUGUGAUUUUUUAUCGAUUUUAGGAAAAAUUAUGUAAUUUUGCAGGUGGUACUACGUUGGUUACUACACAGUCCUCUACAAUUUGACCCAUUUUCUGAUCCCAUUUUCCAUAAUUGCCGUGGCAAAUGUCCAAAUUAUCGUUGUACUGUAUCGGAGCAGUCAAACGAGACACAAACUCACGGGACAGGUUUUGUUUUCUAUACUAUAAAUCGAUUUUUCCACAAAAUGGCUAUUUCGAAUCAGUUCAUAGGGGAUUUAGCCAGUUAAACAUGGAUUUACGCCAGAGUGGUCCCUAGAGAGGUUAGAGGAAAACAGCCCCUAUAGGGGACGAAUUAGUGCUCCCUAGAGGGUUGAAGUUUAGGUCAAUAAAGGUUUUGACCCUAAAGCCCCUAAAGCUCGAGUGGUUCCUAUAAAGGUUUACAAUUUGACCCUCAAGCCCCUCAAGCUCAAGUGGUCUUUUAACUUCUUUUUUAUUGUUUGAAAGAUAAAAAGGCUUUUGAAUAUACGUAUUGGGACUACUAGUUCGCUCCCUUAAAGUUGCCACUUCUUUAGAGCCCCCUAUAGUGAAAUGCAAGGUGUUCACCAUAAAGGGCCUUUCAAGUACACUUCCUGAAAGAAAAAAACAGUUUAUGGAUGUUUUGAAGAGACUUUUUCGAAUUUUCCAGCAACAACGGGAGCACUCGACAACGUUAAUGUUGCUCUGUGUGACGAUGGUCUUCGUUUCUUGUAAUACCCUUCCGUUCAUACUCAAUAUCGUGGAAGGCGUCUUUCCCAACGUUUUUGUGUCAAGUGGCGAGGUUGGUGAGCUUGGAGCAGCGGCUAAGAGUUUUGGUUAGAGUAGGCAGUACCUUGGAUCGGAUCCUCUUGGGAAUUUUUUGUUUUUUCGAUAGUUUUUCAAGUGAAAUUGAUCUUGAGCUCUGAUAUAAGGAAGGGUUAUACCGUUUUCUAAGUGAGCCCCGUGAAGUGCAAAAUUAUUUCUGUCUCUAAAAAAUUUAGUUAUUUUUCUUUUUCUGACGGCUAUUUUAACUUUUUGCAAAAUUAAUUUGUACACGGAAAAAGGUUUUUUUCAAAUAACAAUUUUUUUCAAAACCAAUCUCAAUUUCAUUUUAACAACCUCAAUAAAAUUUUGUAAAUGAAGUAGUGGCCAAGGGCUUCGAAUAAGGCCCAAGAAGUCUUUGGAUCAGAUCCCCUGAGGUUUUUCAUUACUUUAUGUAAUAACUUCUUCUUCUUCUUCUACUUUAUGUAAUAACUCUUAUACACAAUUCUAGAUGACUUCAAUGUUCGUCUACGGAUACGUAUAGUCAAUCCAUCCCGAUUUGAAAGGCGAGGCAGGCGGAGAAGGGGUCGAGACGCGUAGCGUGUGCGUACGCGUUUCUUGGCACGAGUUCAAUUCAACUGCCAUUACUUGAAAAGCUCGCUCACCGCUCUUUUUGUAUCUAUUCUACUAUUUUCAAAGCACAAAUGAAAAAAAAACGAAAAAGAAUUUUAAAAAAAGAGCGAUAAACAAGCUCGUCAUAUAGUCGAUGUCGGUUGAAUUGGACUCGUGCCAAGAGCCGCGUACGCGUCUUUUCCCUUUCUCCGCCUCCCUCGCUUUUUUUAAGUCGGAAAAACAUUGACUAUAUUUACUACUUUUUACCGUUGAUUAACUUGGAGUGAUGGUUAAGAGCUUUGUUCUAGGGUGUAGAGGUCCUUGGAUCGAAUCCUUUGUUUUUUUUGGUCAUUUUCUGCAAAACCGGUGAUCUUCCUACCAUAAUAGUUCCAUCAGCUAAAAUGAAAAUAUUAGUUUUUCAGGACGACAUCCUCAUCGCCAACACGAUGAUCGACAUUUCCAAUUUAUUAGUCGUUCUGAAUUCAACUUCGACUUUUGUCAUCUACCUUUUUUUCUCCAGAAAGUACUGUCAGACCGUCACCGGCCUGUUCAAGUUCGGUUUUAGAUUUCUUUUUUCGAAUUUCGAGAUUUGUCUUGAUUUUUUCAAAAUUAUUCGGAAUAAGAUUCAGUUAAAAGUAUUUCAAUUUCUCUUGAUUUUUUGUUGAAAUUCCGUGGCCGCAGUUAAAAUGGCUCUGUUUGAGGAUGAAAAAAAUAUUUAACACAGUGUAUGUAUUUACUGAAAAAAAGUUUUUCCAUAAUUCAAUUUUUUCAUUACUAGAGCUAAAUUUUUUUGAUCCUUUUUGAACUGAAUUUCCAUUAGAAAUAGUUUUGAAAUUGAAAUUUUUUUAUUUCUAUACAAGGAACUACUUUCAUUGAGAAUAUAGAUUAUUUUAUUUAUUUUUUUGAAAUUUCAGCCUGAAGCAACAACGGCCGCUACGAUACUCCUUCAUGACAUGA